AUGGCCAGCCCCGUCCCCAACUGGACCCAAGACGAGAUUGCCACCAACCGUGCGUUCUUCUAUGAACAGACCACCGAGUUCCGGAAGACCUGGUAUCCCCUCGUCCCCUCCAACGAGCUGCUCACCACGCAGCCAACGGCCCUGCGCCUGCUGGAGGAGCCACUUGUUCUCUAUCGCGACCCACAGACCAACCAGCCGGUUGUCUUUGCCGACAAGUGUGCCCACCGCAGCGCCCCGCUGAGUGUCGGCCGGAUCAUGGACGGCAAGCUCGAGUGCCGAUAUCACGGCUGGCAAUACGACACUGACGGCAAGGUCUCGCAUAUCCCGAGCCUGCUCAAGGACCGCUCGAUCCCAGCCAACGCCAAGGUGCAGACGUAUCCGGCACACGAGGCCGACGGAUGGGUUUGGGUCUGGCCAGGCACGCUCGAGGAUAUGCAAGACGUACCCAAGCCAAAGCUCUAUCAUCCAUGGGGCGGCGAUCUCAAGGCGAUCUCGGGAUAUGUCGAUCUCGAUAUCGAUCAUAGCCUGCUUCUGGAAAACUUCUUGGACCCUUCGCAUCUUCCGUUCACCCACGACACGACGAUUGGCAACCGCAAGCUUGCCAGCGCCAUGACGAUCGACUGUCAGUUCCAUGGCAAGUUCAUCCGGGGUCUUCAGGUCAACCCGGACUGCCCUGAGAAUAUAACUGCGGAGUUUGAAUUCCAUCCGCCCAUUUUGAGCCUCUACUGCAUCCCGACACGGAAGGGCCACUGUCGAUUCAUUUACGAACAGCGUCUGAGCUUUUUCGACACGGUAUUUCGAAUUCCCGUGGUCGGUAGCCUUGUUGGUUGGUACUUUCCGGGAUUCAUCAAAAAAAUCUUGAUGGAAGACUAUGCGAUGCUGACUGGCCAGCAGGAGCGCCUUGCCAUGGGGGCCAACGCCAUGAACUCGCCCGUUGCGGCUGACUUGAUGAUCAAGACGUACCGCAACUGGUGGAGAAAGGCCAUGAAGAAGAACCCGUGGUUCAAGGGCUACAGCGACGACAUCGAGGACAUUGUCCUCGGCGACUGCCACCACUCGUGUGCCAGCGCCGAGACCAAGGCCGUGCCUGCGACCUUGAGCGGGGAUGAGUAG
Polychytrium aggregatum is the source of this 1113-nucleotide messenger RNA. RefSeq names its product Rieske [2Fe-2S] iron-sulfur domain-containing protein. The record is from RefSeq and is a predicted model, not a curated record. The transcript has 4 exons. NCBI's taxonomy places the organism in Eukaryota, Fungi, Chytridiomycota, Chytridiomycetes, Polychytriales. The coding region runs from base 1 to 1113 and encodes 370 amino acids. Gene Ontology annotation, molecular function: chlorophyllide a oxygenase activity; 2 iron, 2 sulfur cluster binding.